Suillus subalutaceus is the source of this 315-nucleotide messenger RNA. Its product is annotated as peptidase M17, leucyl aminopeptidase. The record is from RefSeq and is a predicted model, not a curated record. Gene Ontology annotation, biological process: proteolysis. Lineage: Eukaryota; Fungi; Basidiomycota; Agaricomycetes; Boletales; Suillaceae. Gene Ontology annotation, cellular component: cytoplasm. The annotation marks the transcript as partial. The transcript has 4 exons. Gene Ontology annotation, molecular function: manganese ion binding; metalloaminopeptidase activity.
AAAUCCGUCGAGAUAGAUAGCACGGAUGCUGAAGGUCGUCUGGUGCUGGCUGACGCGCUCUACUAUGCAACUACUGAACUCAAGCUGCAUAGAGUUACCACUCUUACCGGGGCUAUAGUUACUGCACUGGGUGAGAUACUCAUCGGUGUUUUCAUGGUGCACUGUUGCGUUAGACCCCUGAUAUCGCCUGUAUCUGACCGUGCUGCCGGAAAUGGGGAGUACGAUCGAUUCUGGUGCAUUCCCCUUGACGAAGAUUGUGGCCCACAGACAUACUAUUCUAAGGCCGGCCUGUGCAGUGUCAAUCACCGGUCUUGA